This is a messenger RNA of Calidris pugnax (ruff), 2922 nucleotides long. It is a transcript of the gene TMEM170A, whose product is annotated as transmembrane protein 170A. Lineage: Eukaryota; Metazoa; Chordata; Aves; Charadriiformes; Scolopacidae. The transcript is spliced from 3 exons. The record is from RefSeq and is a predicted model, not a curated record. Gene Ontology annotation, biological process: endoplasmic reticulum tubular network organization. Bases 15 to 437 code for a protein of 140 amino acids. Gene Ontology annotation, cellular component: endoplasmic reticulum membrane.
GGGCCAGGGAGGGGAUGGAGGGCGGCGAGGCGGGCGGCGGUGGGGGGCUCCUGCAGCAGAUCCUCAGCCUCCGCCUGGUGCCACGCGUGGGAAACGGCACCACCACUUACUCCAGCCCGCUCUCCACCUUCCCAGAGAUGUGGUAUGGCGUCUUCCUCUGGGCCCUGGUCUCCUCCCUCUCCUUCCACGUCCCGGCCGCUUUGCUAGCGCUCUUCACCCUCAGGCAUCACAAGUACGGCAGGUUCAUGUCCGUGAGCCUCCUGCUGAUGGGCAUCGUGGGACCCAUCACCGCCGGCAUCCUGACAAGUGCUGCCAUUGCUGGAGUUUACAGAGCUGCGGGGAAAAAAAUGAUUCCCUUUGAAGCCCUCAUUUUAGGAGUGGGACAGACGUUCUGCGUGGUGGUGGUUUCGUUUCUGCGCAUUUUAGCCACUCUCUAGCUCUUCCUCGGACGCCGGAGAUCCCGAAUCGGAGGAAAAACAAAGGAUCUGCCGCCGGUGCCAUCUCUGAAGGAAACGAGGAGGGAGCACAACUCGAGGAGCGUGUGAUUCUCCACUGGUUACAGGACCCGUGCAGGCCUGCUCCCGCCUCCAGCCUGGCUUGAAAAUGCGCUAAACAUUGUGAAUUUUGUUACUUUUUUGUAACAUGAAGUGCCAAGUGAAACUUUAUUUCUCUGGAGGAUAGGAAAAUGGCUUCCUGAGGCCGAGGAGGAGGAGGCCCGUGUGUCUUUCACCAGUGCUGAGUUGUAGCAACAAGAGGUUACUCAGAUGUGACACACACCCCGUUUUGGGGUAGAAACAGUACCACGGGGUGAUGUCAUGUCUCCGGAGCUCACUUAAUGCGUUGACCUCUUGCUGCUUUGUUUGCAGUGAACCUGAAGCUCUCUUAAUGUGAAUUCUUUUUAUUUUUUUUUCAAAUGAGAAAAUGAAUUUGUUUUCUUCCUGGCCCCAACUUCCUCAUGCCAGGCCUCGGUCAUAGCGAAUUUGGGAGCAGCCAAAGGAAAAAUCGUUUUAGACGAAGAACAGAAAAGUGCAAAUUUGUGGCCGAGAGCUGUGACUAUGAACGCUGCAGCAGGAGAGAAUAACCAGAGCAUAGAGGGUCACUGAUUUUGUGAAUUUUAUGACGGUGGAACUCUCCUGGCGCUGUGCUCCUCCUGCCUGAGAGGGGAAGCAGAGCCUGUGCUAGAAAUCCUGGGGUGCGUGUGUGACCCUGCGCUGCUCCUGCUGCUGCUGCUGCUCCUCGGGCUCUGCGGGAGCCUCGUGUUUUUAGAACUUCUCCCUUUACUCGCUGAUCGUGUUUACAUUGGUGGGGUGGGAUUGGGGAGGAACCCCGGGUGAUCCCCGUGUCCAUCAGGGACACUCCGUGUCACCGCAGCCCCAGAGCAACCCUUGCCAGCAGGCAGCGUGCUCUCUCCUGAUUAAUUGUUUUAGUUCGCUUGGUUUUAAGUGAUUUUUAACUAACUUUUAGACCUGCCCUGUUGCCCGGAGGCACGCCCUGCAGCUGGGGCUCCCAAAUAGCUGGCUGAGUGCUUUCUGGGGGCUUGGUUUUUUUUUGGGGGGGGGUGUGGGGAGGCAGAUGUUGUACCCCAAGGAGGUGGCUUUUGCCAUGGUCCUUGUUUAUUGCCAGCAGGCAGUCGCGUGGGCUGCCGAGGGAAGGGGCUGGCUGUGUCCAGCCUCCCAGGACACAACUCCCAGCUGGAGUUUUGCCCAACUCCUUUGGUUUCCAAACCAGCUCCGCCUUUUUUACCUGCGACGUUUCGUAAGGCCAGUUAUCUUCUGUGAACCCCACGUCCUCUGAGCUGAAACAACCCUCGACAGGGCCACGUGUUAAUCAUGAAAAAGGAUUUCUCUUUUUACAUUAACUUAGGCGGAGCGGUCUGUGGAGGGGUGACGGAGAGAGGUGUUUUUCAGGAGCUACUUACUGAGAUGAUGGCUCGAAAUUUUAGCCCGUGUUAAUUCCGGGAAUAAAGCUGUGCAUUUUAGGAAAGAUUUUAAUGUGAAUCCUUCUCAUUAGGUGGGUGAGGUCCGAGGGUUGUAAUGUAUCCUAAACCCUAGAUCUUCGGAGCGCCCCGUGUGCUGUGCUCAGAACAAAUAAAAAAAAAAUAAUCGCUUGAUAGAAUCACUCGGUGCUGGGCAAAGCAAAAACCUCCUGAUUUGUACCCAUUGUGAUCUCCCAAAGUAAUUUUUGAGAUGGGGUGCUGCUCCACUGAAGAGAGUUGGCAGCUCAGCCAGUGUUUGGAAGCGGAGUGGUUGGAGCCGGUGGGUGCCUCUCUGUGCCCAGGCGCUGGGGGACUUUCAGGGAAUUCUUGCAUAAAAGGUGAAAAAUCAGCUGCUGAGUUGUUGUGACAGGUGUUAGCGCUGGGGAGAGGUCUUGCUGUCACCUCAAGGAGCAUCCUGCACUCCCCUGGCUGCCUUCCUGACCUCCCUCUCUGGUAAAACCAGAUCCAGAUGGGAAGGAGGAGUGGGUUUUGAGUCCAUGCACCAGAUCGGUCACUGCCGGUGGUUUCCUCCCCGUCGCUUUGAUCUUCCCUUUGUGUUCCUCAUCCUGAGCAGGAGCAAUUCCUUUGGUUUUUAGCAGGUUUCGGCAGACUUUGCUCAAGUCAGACUUGCCAAAAGCUGCCAAGAGCUUGCAAAAAUGUCCAUGCCGAGGUGUCCCGGGGGUGGGCAGCGCUGCAAACCCCCCCGGCCAGGAGCAGAGAAGGUCCCUGCCCCGGGGGGGACGUCGCUGCUCCAGCUGAGACACCAAGACAUGGGGGGCCCUGCUUUCUUCUCAUUCAGAUACCACCCGACUCCCCCUCCCACUAACGACCGCGCCUGGUGUGAACAAAUCUUUGUACCAUAGAAAACUCUGUAAAUUUUAUUUUUUUACUGACACUUCUAAUCCUGGUGGUGAUUAUCAGUAAAUUCUGUAAAGAUGGAGGUGAAA